AUUCUUUUGCAUAGUGGCAACAUAAUGUUGUUGUGUUGUUUUUUUCAUGCCAGCAGCUCUUGCUGGGUAGACGAGUGAGAAAUGCUGUGCCACGGAUAUAGAGGGGCAGGACACGAUGCGUCUAAGCUGCCGGAGAACACUCUUAAGUUCAUUAGGGCCACAGAAUAUAACAUAAUUAUUCACUUACAAUUUGCGCCACGACGCCUAAGUUUCAGCUUGUUUAUGUGUGGCGUAUACGUAAUUUUAUUUAGAUGCCUGAGCGUUACCUCUAAAAAGAUUGACGCACAGACUAGGCAAAUGGGCGUGGAGGCGUGGUGUAGGGCGUAGUAUGCAACAUUUUGGCUUUAAGGGCGUCGCAUUUGCAAAGUCAAUAACAGACUCAACAAAGUCAACAGACAGGCUGCUAAUGCCAUUAGAAGACCUCAGACCGCCUAGAAAAGGCGCACAGCACCAGGCGAGUACGCGAGAGAGAGGGACAAAGACAAAGAACAAAAUGGAGAAACGUUGGCUUGUUAAACCGCAGCUCAUUGCUGGCAAAAUAAAACCAACAUUGGCUCAGGACGGUUGCCGGUUGCCGGCACAGGCCCAUAAAUUCCAACAUUUGCCAAUAAGUUGAAAGGCUAAAGUUUUACAUUGGUAACCGAAAAAUAUGCAAAGCAGUCAUAAUUUUACUUUGCAACGAAAUAUUUUUGUAUAAAAUUGUUAGCAAACAAACUUUUUUUAUGCUUCAACUAAUUUCAAUCAGCUAACAAAAAUGUGCUGCGCCUGCCGCCACCUUCAAUUCCCAACCACCAGGCUCCCGCCCGUCUCAAAAAAUACACGCAAAACUUUUGUCAAUAAUGUCGACGCCUUGAACCUAAAACCUAAAACCUACCCAACCCGAUUGCUUUCUCUGCCGGAGUGUCAAGACAAUGGCGCAAGCACAAAGAGCACAAGCUAGAAAUGAUCCAUGCACCUGCCGGGCUGCCGGGCUGCCUCGGCGAUUCCGGCCACCCCGGCUACCACGGCUGCCCCGGCCUUGCAGAGUUUAUUAAGUUGGGUGUCACCUUCGGUGUUGUUGGCGUUGUGAACUUCUCCUUCAUCUCGGCGCAUUGCAGCAGCCCCUGGCAAUUUUUGUGUGUUUGCAAGUUUGUCUGCUUGUUUUUGCUUUUGUUGUCACUUCAUCAGCACGUCGCUUGGCCCAGCUUGGGGCAUGGCCAUGGGUGCGUUACCUACUCACAGAUACAUAGAUGUGGCAAGAACUCUUAACUUCAAGAGGCAAAAAAUUGAUCAUUUCAAGUUUGUGUCACCUUUCGCAUAUUAUUUGUUAUUGCCUUUGGGUCGAUUUGCAUAAUUGUCAAUUGCCAUCAAUAAAGUGUUUAUUAAAAAGUUUUUCUGGUUUGCCCCAACACAUGCCAAACGGCGGCACUUCAUGUGUGCUUCUUCAAUUACUUGGGCAAUUUUCGGAUUGUAUCCAUAUGGAAAUGUGUCUGUAAUGGCAAAUCUGCGAAACUUGUGCAACUCAUUAAUUAACUUUGCCGCCAUUGUUUGCGAAUGCUAUUUAUUCUUGGCGGCUUAUCACUGAGCCCAAAGUGGCCGUUGUGCGAAAGUAAAUGCUCGCUUGGCUCCGAACCAAAAAGAAAACAAUAACAAAGCUGGGAUGAGUCCAGAGACGAGAGACGAGAGACCCAGUGUCGAAAUCCCAAAGUUUUAAUGAGCAGGCACAGCAAAACUUGGAUAAACAAAAAAUAUGAAGCUCUCGGACACAAUGGCGACACCGAUUGAGGAAAAACUCGAUCAAAACUUGAAGGUGCGCUCGGGCAUGGUUCAUGUCAGCGAUGGCAAAAGUAGACCAGAACCUCUCAGACUAAGUCUAACAAUGGAAUUGUUGACCUUGCAAAAGUUGGAAAUUGUUACGCCAACAAGCUCACAGCACAAUGGACCCCCAAUGGAAUCCAAGGAGCGCAUGGUGCAAAUAACGAGACAAAAACAGGGCGGCCUAGGACUGAGCAUAAAGGGUGGCGCCGAACAUAAAUUGCCCAUAUUAAUAUCGCGCAUCUACAAGGAUCAGGCGGCCGACAUAACCGGCCAGCUGUUUGUCGGCGAUGCCAUUAUAAAGGUUAACGGCGAAUAUAUAACUGCAUGCCCGCACGAUGAUGCGGUCAACAUACUGCGCAAUGCCGGCGACAUUGUGGUCCUCACAGUGAAGCACUACCGCGCCGCCACACCGUUCCUGCAGAAGCAAUUAACAAAGGAUACACCAGAUUCCGACAACGAUGUCACAUGCGCCGAGCUAAAAGCAGACGAGGGCUACAAGUCCUCCGUGAACAGCGGCACCAUAAGCCGCAGCUGCAGCCGACCCAUGUCAAUUUGCUCCGAGCCCGAGAAGCGCUGGACCGACGUGGUGGCAGUACCGCUAAUGAUGGCCUAUGUGACGCGUUACAUCUACGGCACCGACAAGCUGCGUCCCAAUGCCUUCGAGGUGCGUGGCCUGAACGGCGUCACCACCGGGGUCAUACACUGUGAUGAGCUGGCGAUACUGAGUCAGUGGCUAAAGCUGAUAACCGACAACGUGGUGGGUCUGACCCAUCUGCAGAUGAAACUCUAUAAUCGAAACUUUGCCGUUGGCGAGCGAAUCGAGUACAUGGGCUGGGUGAACGAGGGUGUUAUCAAUAACAACAUAUCGUGGCAAAGUUAUAAGCCCAGAUUUCUAGUGCUCAAAGGAACAGAAGUGAUGCUAUUCGAAACGCCUCCGCUGAAUGUGGCAGGCAUAAGCAAGGCGCUGGUGGUCUAUAAGGUUUACCAGACCAUGUUUCGCAUUGUUAAGGAAUCCGAGACCGUGGACAGUCGACAGCAUUGCUUCCUGCUGCAAAGCUCUGGACACGAGCCACGCUAUCUGAGCGUAGAGACCCGUCAGGAGCUGCUGCGCAUUGAGAACAGUUGGAACGCGGCCAUAGUGACCAGUGUUAUAAAAUUGGGGCGCAAGACCUUUGCCGUUUCACAUCACGGCAAAAGUGGCGGACUGACACUUGACUGGCAGGCGGGUUUCUCACUGACAGAGGGCGCCGAUUCCACCAUGGUCUGGCAGUAUAAAUUCUCACAGUUGCGCGGCUCCAGCGACGAUGGCAAAUCAAAGUUGAAGCUACAUUUUCAGGACAAUGAGACGCGGGCCAUCGAAACAAAGGAAUUAGAGUGCCAGGUAUUGCAAAGCUUGCUAUUUUGCAUGCACGCGUUCCUCACCGCCAAGGUUGCUUCCGUGGAUCCGGCUUUCUUGAGUUCCAUACAGCAGACCUAAGCUUGGCUAGAUUGAUAUUGAUUGAUAUAUGCAGAAUCAAAACAUUUAUAAGCUGAGCAACAACAAGUUGUAUUUCAAAAAUACACAUCAAUUAUAUAAGUAUGUAAGCUAUUUAUCGUAAACAGGCUAUAAUUAUGCAGUGUGUAAGUAAACAAAUGUUUUGUAUGUAUUAUGGAAUUAGUUAAAAUUGACUAGCCUAAAUAUUCAGUUAGAUUUGAUAUACCGAAUAUACUAAUUAAUGUAAACAUUUGCAUACAUACACACACACACACACUCGCAUACAUGCAUAUAAAUCAUAAUAAUUAUAAAACAAAUUAUAGAAUGAUAAAAUUAAUGUGAAAUCUCUUGGUGCAACACAUGUAAACUUAAGCGUGCUCUAGGCUUCUUUCCUAUAAUCAGUUAAAGUUGUCGAUACGUUUAUAUACAUAUAUAUACAUAUAUAUAUCUGAACAAUUAGAAAUUACACUUAGAUACGUAUUUGAUUUAUCUACCUUAGGCUUUAUCCAAGUACUCUAAUCACGAAACGAAAGCGACUUUGUCAUCUGAAAUCGAGAGAUCGAAAUCGAAUUGAGUAAAGCUCAUUAUUUUGUCAACUACAACAUUAUAAAUGAAUGAAAACGAUGUGCAUUAUAGUGAAAAUAUAAUUUUCAAUUUUAAUGAAAAUUCUAAUGUUACAACUAGUUGUUUAUUCAAUAAUUGUUGCGCUUCUUAAAUAUUAAAUCAUUAAUCUAUUAUUUUAUAAGCAUGCAUCUCAUUUGGGCGCAUGAACAAAAGUUCAAAUUUGAUUUUAAUCUAGAUGCAUAAUAUUUAAAUAUGCAUACUCACACACACAUACACACAUACACACACAGACAGCCACCGAAAUUCGCAUUCGUAUUCAUACUAGAUUUUAAAUCAAGCCUCAAUUUAAGUAAUUCCAUUGUAAAUAUAUACUAUAUGUACACACAUAUAUAUAUAUAUAGAUAUAUGCGAGUAAUUAUGGCUCAUAAACAUGUCGUGCGUCAAUUCAAAUGUGUCUUUCAAUUGAGCGAAUACACAUCCAUAACAUCAAGUAAACAAAACAAUGCUACAAAAACAUACAACUAGAGAAACAUAACAAUAUUUGUUGCUCAUACUCAUUAAGCAUUUCCAGUGGAACAAAUGGUUGAUUUAUUGUACACAAAUCAGUUUUACUCAAACUAAGACAGUCGAAACAGCUUAAUAAUAUUUAAUAUAUGCUCAUAUAUUUAUAUAUAUAUUCGCAAUCGUGUGUUUGCUUGGAUUCCAAGUAAACACAUGCCAGAAACUGUAAACGCAACUCAUCAACGCAAUCAUAUCAAAAUAUCAAUUAACAAUUAUCAAGCCCACGUACUCACUUGUAGAUGUGCACACAUAGAUACAGGUGCACCCAAGACAAAGCUAAAUGUGACAGGAUAUUGCAAGUUUCCACGGAAACAACUCCAUAUAUAUACACUGAACCAUAAUUCAUCAGAGUACUUCGGCUUGCUGAAGAUCAUAUACCAGUGCAUCCUAUCUGUGUCCUUUGAGUCAAAGGCCGCGCAGGCAUAAAUAAAAAUGACUUAAUAUUGUGUUCCGUUCCAAUUCCAAAAAACUCGUAUUUUUACGGCUCAGCAAGUGAGUCAAUUUUUCUGAAGUCAUUGCUAGAAAUUUGAAACCAGCAUUGAAAAUUAAUCAAACAUAAAUAAAACCCUUGACUAUUUCAUAGUUAAGCACUAGCUUACAUUUUUAUUUAUUAUUAUUAUGUCCCUUGCUGCUUUAUCAUUUGGUUUGAAGUUAUUAAAACUGCGUCCGUUUAUUAGUUAAACUUCCAUACUUGUGCAAUGGUAUUUUAGGCAACAGUUGCAUACAUAUAUAUUCAUACAUUAUACACGCAUUCAGCCAGGCAAAAAUACAAAAAAAAAAAGAAGUUAUUUACGUAGACUGCAAAUUUACAACCACAAAAGCCAGCGAAAAGUCCUUGCAGAAGAAACUUAACGAAUCACAUAGUAAAAUUUGUAUAAGCGGUAACUGAAUGAUCGAAUAUUAGAACAGACUUCAUACAUAUUUACAAAAUAAUUGAAGUAAUUAAACUACUGUAUACCAAGUUACAAAACAAUAUAUAUUAUAUAUAUAUACAUAUGUAAAAGUACUAAUUAAUAACAAGCCGAGCAUGUUCAGGCAUUUUUCGGGUAUUUAACAAUUCAUUCAAUUCGCAGUUUCCAUGCCUGACACAAGGCUUAGAGGCUGAACAUUCUUUUCAAAUGUUUCUUCGUUAAGAACUUCAACCAAUUUCCCCCCUUUAAGGCACCUAAACAGACCAAAAUACGUAAAAUGCACUACAAAUAAUCAAUAUAAUAAAAAGCACAAAAGAAAUAAUUGUCCUGUCGCAAACUAUUUUUUAACAGCAUACGUAAACAAGCAAGAAAAUGGUUCACUUCGGAUUGCCGAAGAUUAAAUACCCUUGCUGAAUUCAAAAUAUUUGAAUGCAAUGCAAUUUCUUCUGAACUAGUCUUUGAAUAUUCAUCGUAACAAUGGAGUAUAGUUAUCCAUUCAGAUAUGUACAAGGACUUGACUACAUUGACUCAGAUCGGCAUACUUCUAUAUUUAUUGAUUUGCUACAUAUAUGUCAUACUCUGCAAGGGUAUUAAAGCAACCGCAACAAAUACCAAAAAAAUAAUCUGUGCAUACCAAAUAAGGCGCUAGCAUCCCGGCAUACGUAUCACACAUAAAAGUAUUACUGGAAACGGCUAAAUGCAUAUUUUAUUGAGCUAAAACCUUUAUAGGGAAUAUCUAUGUACGUUUUCUAAGCCGUGCAGACACAUAUAUUGUUAUUUUUAAAUAUAUAUAACGCACACAAAACAAGACAAAAGAACGCUGCUUACGAAUUCAGAUACAUUUACAUUCAUCCACAUGCGUUCAGCUUUCAAUGUAAACAUUUAACUUUCAUCUAUAAAUUUCCGUUUAAAAAAAGUCAUAUCCCACCCAUUAACCAUUUACUUUAUGAUAGUGCGUAUGAUUGAUUUGCAAUUUUUAUAUUCCAAAUAUAUGAACUUAAUAAAUGUAUUCGUUUAAAUGAGAGUUAGACGAAAAUGAAUUAUGAAAUAAUAAUAAUAAUAAAAUAAUGCUCUUAAAUAUGCAACUGAAAGAAA
Drosophila virilis is the source of this 6402-nucleotide messenger RNA. RefSeq names its product Syntrophin-like 2 (gene Syn2). Gene Ontology annotation, molecular function: protein binding; structural molecule activity. The record is from RefSeq and is a predicted model, not a curated record. NCBI's taxonomy places the organism in Eukaryota, Metazoa, Arthropoda, Insecta, Diptera, Drosophilidae. Gene Ontology annotation, cellular component: dystrophin-associated glycoprotein complex; intracellular anatomical structure.